Molecule: messenger RNA, 2703 nt
Organism: Ascoidea rubescens DSM 1968
Lineage: Eukaryota; Fungi; Ascomycota; Saccharomycetes; Ascoideales; Ascoideaceae
Exons: 1
Coding region: 1-2703 (900 amino acids)
Source: RefSeq, a predicted model, not a curated record
AUGGCUUCUUCAAUCUCUAGCCACUACUACUCUUCUGUCUCCGUCAAACCACUCUCUUACAAUAUUAACGAUAACGACCUCACUUUAACUUUAGAAUCCGAUGAUGAAAAUAUAAACUACUCCUCAAUAUCAACUCUAAAUAGAAACAACACUAAUUUUAAUAAUAACAAUAACAAUAACGAUAACAACAAAAAUAAAAUUUUCAAUUUGAAAAGAAGAAUUACAAAAAUGAACAACCGGAACAAAAUCUCUAAUAAUAACAAUACCACUGCUUCCACCACCACCACUACCACCACUUCUACUAAUAGCAUUAGCUCAAAUGACAUUAAAAACAAUCUAGAUAACGUAGAUAACGACGAUAGCCUCUACAACUCAGACCCAAUCUUAGCUCUAAUCACCUCCGACAAAAUCAUACCUUCAUCCCUACAAAAUGUCGUGCAAAAUUUACCUCUCUCUGAUAAACCUUUAAUCAAAUACAUCAAUAAAGCCUUUAAUUGCUACCAAGACCUAAUCAACUUGAAUAACUUUUCAACCUCAUGGGAAUUCAAAUUUCUAGAAAAAAUCUCUGACUUGAAUUUCUCUUCCUUUCCAAUUCCAAUUCCAAAAGAAAACCAAAACUUAAACUCAAACCCAAACCCAAACUCAAACUCAAGCUCAAGCUCAGAAUUUUACCUCAAAAUAGCUAAGCUAAUCAUCAAUAAAUCCUUGGAAAUUCACCAAUACAUUUACGAAUUAAACCCAAACAUUAACGAAAUUAACAAAAUCUUAUCCUCCUUUACUGCCCAACAGUUCAUCAGCGAUGCAGGCUGCAUUCUAACUGAACUAUCUCUAAAAAUCAUCAAAUUGAAAAACGAACUUCACGACAAAAUCAACAUUGUCUACUCAAAAUCAAAACUACUAAUCAUCAACUCAGAUCUAGAAGAUCUAUUGAAAAACUGCAAUGACUCCUCCCUCUCGAACGUUGAUAGCCAAAGCUUUAAAAUCACUAAAGACCUAGAAUCAACUUUAUUAUCCUACAAAACCUUUGUUUCAACCUUAUUAUCUCAACUAAACUUGGCUAUCGAAAACAAUAAUGAUACUGAAAUUGAUGAAACUUUGCAAGUCAUCUCAGAUUUAGAAAAAAUGUUUUUAGCUGUAAAACAAAAAUUAAAUCAUGGCUUUGAUGAAGAUGAUGAAGGUUAUCUUUCUUCUGCUUCAAUUAGAUCUACUAAAUCAAACUUUUCAAGAAAAUCAACUGCUUCUUCCUUUAACAUGGAAAGAAGACCAACCAAUAAUAUCAACAAUAUUAACAACAACCUUAAUAGAACUUUUUAUAAUAAUCAACACUUAUCUUCAAACACCUCUUCAAACAUCCCUCCAAUCACUCUGGAAAAUAUUACUACCACUACUACCGAUAAUAAUAAUAAAAAUAUCAAAAAAGAAAACCAAAAACAUGAAAUUCUCAAUCCACUUCCAAAACCUCAAUUUACAACUUCAUUUGCUUCUUCCUCAACCCCAGAAAAUAUCUCAAAUGAAUCCAUCCAACAAAACAUUCCUCAAGCUACAAGUACUCCACCUCCAAAUGUCCCUGUUAAAUUAAAUUUCGAAGAACCCUUUAUCAAAUCCGUUGAAACCACUAGGUCUUCCUCAUCUUCAACAAAUUUUGAAAACGAUACUUUGUAUGAACCACUAGGCGAUAAUGAAGGAAUGGAAACCUCUAUCAUCAAUAUCAAAAAAUUACAAUCACUACAUACUGCCUCUGGCUCUGCAUACGUUUUCACUCCCGGUUCCCAUAGAUCGUCUUUUUCUUCUGGCUCAACUUCAAUGACACUAGUCAACCAUCAUGCUGGCAACACCGGUAAAAAGAAAUCCACAAUUUCAUCAGAGAUGCCAUAUUUAUUAAAUGCUUUUGACAACGCUAGACAAGUUGAACAUGAUUUGAUUGACAUAAUUGAAGAAGCCAAUCUAGGUAACUCAAUUUUAGGCAAUAGAAAAAAUCAUAAAGUCUUGCGCAAAUCAUCAAUUGGUCAAUUGAAUAACAACAAUAAUAAAAAUAAAAGCAACAGUUUUUCACUUAAUUAUACUUUAAACAAAAAUGAUCAAGAUAAAAAAGAAAUCAUGGAAGAUGAUGGUCAUUUGUUAGAGUAUGCAGGCAACAAAGUCGGCAACACAUCCAAACUAUUUGCACGUACAAAUUUCAUCAAAUCGCUGACACCAAGACCUUUUGUUCAAAAACCUAUUAUUGCAGGCGUUUCGAAUAGCUCUAAUUUAACAUCACUAUCAAAUCCACUUAUUGUCAAAACGGAAGUCAUCAAUGGUAAUAAAGUCGGUGGAGGUUUGCUAUCCAAAUUCAACUUAUUGUCUCCAUCAACAUCUAAGAAUAAUUUGUCCCAAUAUUCUACACCAAAAGUUAGAAAAACAAUCGAUAACAGAACCUUUUCAUCACGUAGAGGCUCAAUGAGAUCAUUAUCAGGUAAUGAGUUGGGAUUAGUUACUAUGGCCUCCAAAAAUUCCGUAUUGGGUUCUCCUCUAACACUAGAUGCUGAUUUUAAACAAAGAAAUUUAUUAAUGGGAAUUGAGUCUGAUAAUGAAAACUCUGAAAACUCUGAAGACGAAGAUUCGGAUUCAAAUUCAGAUUCGGAAGAAGCCGAUGAUGAAGAAAGUUUCGAUGAAGAUAUUUCUGAGAAUGACGAUUUUGAAGAACUUGCCAACGAAAUUGAUUAA